AUGGUAAACAUGAUGGCUGUGUCGCGACCGGCUAGUGCGGGCCCUGAACCGCGGCGUACCCCUACGACCGACCGGCGAGCGCUCAGCGCUGACGCUGAACCGAGGACCUUGGCUGCCAGGAAGGUGUACCCUGAUGAGCGCGAGGAACGCGUAGAGCAACAAGAACACACUGAGCGACGAUCGCCCUCACCCAAAGCAGAUAAUGAAGACUCACCUCUGGACUUAACAGUGCGAAAAGAAAUAACUGUAUGUGACUUUGCGCGACACCCGUUUGUGGAUCCCGCGGAUUAUGUACGAGCACAAGUGAUGCUGCGCCAGUCCAGGGACUACCUGGCCACCGGCAGGGACUCGGGCACGGAAUCUGACGACUCCGCCGGCCGGCUCAGCCCCGGCGACGAUGCGGUCACCGGCAAAGCUUACAAGAAGUCCCUCAUGAAGAGAUACAUGGACGCCGGCGAGGCUGCUGGUCUGCGGCUGGGUCCUAGGGGCUCACUCGGGCAGGCUCUGCUGCACGGACUGCUGGCACCAGCCCCUCCAUCACGCCACCACCUGUACACACCAUCAAAUAACACCGGAUCUCUACCACCGUCUCCGGCGGAUAGCGGCGUGUCAGACGUGGAGUCGUCAUCAUCAGGCGCCGGCUCAGCAGAGGAGUUGAAGGCGCGAUUGCAGCCGCCCCCGGCGCCAUUCCAUGCGCCCUUCUUACCAUUCUACCCCCACCACCAGAUCGCCACCUCAUUGCAGCAGCAUGCGCAUCCAAGGCCAGCAGUGGGCGGAGUGAGCGAGCGCGACGCGUACGGCUACGGUUACGGCGGCGCGGGCGGCGGGCACCACUUCGCCGCGCCCGCGCCGCCGCCCCUGCCGCACGAGGAGCUGCCCUACUCGGUGUUCGACUUCGGCGACUACCAGCGGCACCACCACCACAACAAGCUCAAGCCCAAGAAGCGGCCGCGGCCCGACCACCCGCCGGCCCCGGGCGUCAAGCGCAAGUCUCGCGAAGGCUCCACCACCUACCUCUGGGAGUUCCUCCUCAAACUCCUGCAGGACCGCGAGUACUGCCCGCGCUACAUCAAAUGGACGAACCGCGAGAAGGGCGUCUUCAAGCUGGUCGACUCGAAGGCUGUCUCCCGACUUUGGGGCUUGCACAAAAACAAGCCCGACAUGAACUACGAGACAAUGGGCCGCGCGCUCCGCUACUACUACCAGCGCGGCAUCCUCGCCAAGGUGGACGGGCAGCGGCUCGUCUACCAAUUCGUGGACGUGCCCAAGGACAUAGUCGAGAUCGACUGCUCGCUCGCGUAA
Messenger RNA from Diatraea saccharalis (sugarcane borer), 1302 nucleotides. Lineage: Eukaryota; Metazoa; Arthropoda; Insecta; Lepidoptera; Crambidae. The record is from the annotation of a GenBank genome assembly.